This is a messenger RNA of Clunio marinus, 2414 nucleotides long. The record is from the annotation of a GenBank genome assembly. Lineage: Eukaryota; Metazoa; Arthropoda; Insecta; Diptera; Chironomidae.
GACGGUGAGGACAUUAACAUGUUGAGCCGAAAGCUCCACAAAGGCUUAAUGCAUUCACGAUUCUUGAUGUUUGUCUGGCGAAAGAAAUUGUUGCUGUUUGCAACUGGAAUAUUAAUGGUGAUGGCAAUUCUCGUAUGGGGAUUUGUCUACUCAUCUCAUGUGAAUCAUGACGACACCAACAAGGGACUUUCGAUAAAGGAACUCAUUUUGGAUAACAAGCACAGCAGUUUACUAUUUAAGCUGGGAGUUGGAGGUCGUGAAAGCAGCUACAACAACGAGCCAAUUAGAUUCUUUAAGCCAACAUUAAGUAAUCUUUAUUCAAUCGGAAAGAAAGAGAAAUAUUUUAAAGAUUGGAAUAAAAUUCUUCUCGAUAAAGAUGAGAAAGAGCGCUUAGAUAGCUUCGGGGUGAUUUCGCAUGAUGAUUUAGCGAGACGUAAGAUUGCAGAUGAAAUGAAGAUAGCAGUUGACAAGCAGACGAAGUACGAAAGUCAGUUAAAGAAAAUGGGAAUUCCUGUGAUUGUUGGAUUGGGACCGACAAAUCGUCAUCCACCACCGGAAAAUCGUCUCGUUCAUUUCGAUCUUAAAGGUGCACCACUCAAGACAAGUUAUUUCCUUAAGAUUCUACCAAUGCUGAAAGCGUUAGGAGCAACAGGAAUCAUUCUAGAAUACGAAGAUAUGUUUCCUUAUAAUGGAAUAUUAUCGUCAAUCGCUGCGAAAAACGCUUACAGCAAGAAAAACCUGUUGGAGAUUCUUCAAGCUGCAAAUGCUUUGGAUCUCAAUGUAAUUCCGCUUGUUCAGACAUUUGGUCAUUUGGAGUUUGUAUUGAAAUUGAAGGAAUUCAGUCAACUUCGCGAAGUGUCUGAAUCACCGCAAUCUUUAUGUCCAAGUCUCAAUUCAUCGUUUACAUUCAUCAAUGAACUUCUUACUCAAGUUGUUGAGUUUCACACUUUAACUCAAUUGCAGCAGAAUAUGAUUCUGAAACGUAAAGACGAUACUUACAAAUCAAUUCCAAAACUUACACACAUUCACAUUGGAUGUGAUGAAGUUUAUCAACUUGGUGAAUGUCCACGUUGUCGUGAUAAGGUUCAUGACCAACUUUUUCUUGAUCACGUUUACAAUGUUGCUUCAAUCAUUAAACGAAAAUGGCCAGAACUUAAUGUGAUUAUUUGGGAUGAUCAGAUUCGUCAAAUAUCUCUUGAGACUUUAAAGAAUUCCGCAAUUGGGAAGAUUGUUGAGCCAAUGAUUUGGGUUUAUGCAGAAGACAUUUACAAGUUUAUUCAAUCACAAACAUGGGACAAAUACGCUCAAGUUUUUCCAACUGCAUGGGUGGCGGGAGCUUUCAAAGGUGCUUUUGGUGAAACUUUGAUGAUUCCAAGUGGAAGACGACAUCUGGAGAAUACUUUACGUUGGUUAGCAAUCAUUCAAGGUGAAGGUGCAAGAUUCCAUCAGGGAAUGAAAGGAAUCGCUUUGACAGGUUGGAGUCGUUACGAUCAUUUCUCGGUGUUAUGUGAACUUUCCCCAGCAGCCAUUCCAAGUUUAGCUGUUUGUCUUCACACAGCUUCUACAGGAUAUUUUGAAGUUGACUCAAAAACCAAUCCAAUCAUACCAGCACUGACAUGUCCUGAUGCGCCUAGUGAUAGAUAUUUGUGGUUGGAUAUGCAGAAAGAUCCAAAUCUUGGUGCUUUCUCGAGAUGUAUCUUUCCUGGAAGUUCAAUCUUCCGAUACAUAAAUCGAUUAUCGUCACUCGUUACAGAAGCACGUGAAUACAUCGACUCAAUUAAAUUCUCACGUGGUUGGUUGAGUGAUUACAACAUUCGACAUAACUUCUCAUCUCCAACAAGAAUUUUGGAACUUCUCGAAGAUCAACCAAGACUACAAGCAUCACUAACUAAUCUGGCUAGAAGUUUAGCUGAAAAUAUGGAAGAAAUUUAUGACCAUUGGACGAUUGGUGAAUACAUCGAGCAGAGAAUUUAUCCAUUGAUCAAUGAGCUUAAGAAUCUGGAAAAGGUCGGCGAUAGUUUAAGAAUGAGAAAAGUUUUUCCUAUUCGUCCACUUCCUUAUCUUGAGAAAUAUCUCAAAGAACUUGGAAUUACGCAAAAAACGCCUGAGAACUGAAGAUUUUUUUAAAGGACUGCGAUACCAAAUACACUUAGUUAUAAUUUACUUAAAUUUUGAUCCGAUUAAAAAUCGAAAUUCAUCGUUCUUAGAACAACAAAUGAAUUUGGAAAUAUUCUUAACAAUUUAUUAGUUGGAAUUCUAAAAUGUGUGUUGACAUCUUAAAGAAUUUUAGUGCAAAAGAAGAAAUGAAAGUAAAUUUAAUGUUUAGAGAUGAUACGAAUUCAUGAAAAAGUAUUUACUUAAUUGUAGCUGUUUUUGAUCCUAGUUUCAUGUUUUUUGUACAAAUAAAAUUACAA